ACAUAAUGUGAAUGAGGUUCAUUAUAACAUAUUUUAUCUUAGUUGACUCACAAUUAACUAAUUUAGUGGUUUUGACGUAGAGUUUUAAACUAUUUUACUAUAAAAACAGUAAUUUUUACAGAGAGGCUAGAUCUGGCACAACACAGUCAUUGAAAACGCAGAGUAUCAGCGCCCUCUACCGGUCGAAUUUAACUUCGUAUUUUUACAAAACUGCUUGUUUCAGUUUCAUACGCAGAACCAGGAAACUCUUCGGGUUCGAGUAAAAGGAAACCUGAAAUCUAUACAUCUGUCUGUUUGCAUCUCUCUCUCUCUCUCUCUCUCUGGUUAUAAGCUUGUCUUACUUUAGUGUCUGUACUGGUACAACGUUCCAAAGUUGACGAACAUUUUUAAGUAAAAUGGAAGAAGCCAGUAUUUUGUGGGCUAAAGAUCAGUUCAGCUGUUCAAUCUGUCUGGAUCUACUGAAGGAUCCAGUGACCAUCCCCUGUGGACACAGUUACUGUAUGAGCUGCAUUACAGACUGCUGGAAUCAAGAUGAUCAGAAGAGAGUUUACAGCUGCCCUCAGUGCAGACAGACCUUCACUCCAAGACCUGCUUUAAACAAGAAUGUGGUGUUUGCUGAAAUGGUGGAGAAACUGAAGAAGAUAAAAGUCCAAACUGCUCGUCCUGCUCUCAGUUACGCUGGACCUGGAGAUGUGGAGUGUGAUGUUUGCACUGGGAGAAAAUAUAAAGCUGUAAAGUCCUGUCUGGUGUGUCUGGAAUCAUACUGUAAUACUCACUUUGAGCAUCAUGAGGAAUUUCACUUAGGUAGACGACACAAAGUGACUGAUGCCACUGGACGACUGCAGGAGAUGAUCUGCUCUCAUCAUGACAGACUGCUGGAGGUUUUUUGUCGUACUGACCAGCGAUGUAUUUGUUUGAUGUGUACGAUGGACAAACACACAAAUCAUGAUACUGUUUCAGCUGAAGCAGAGAGAUCUGAGAAACAGAAACAGUUGUGGGACAUACAAAGAAAGUACCAGCAGAGAAUCCAGGAGGGAGAGAAGGAGCUUCAGGAGCUGAAAGAGACUGUGAAGACUCGUAAGCGCUCUGCACAGGCGGCAGUGGAGGACAGUGAGAGGAUCUUUACUGAACUGAUCCGCUCUAUUGAGAAAAGCCGAUCUGAGGUGAAACAGAUGAUCAGAGAUCAGGAAAAGGCUGAAGUGAGUCGAGCUGAAGAACGACUGGAGCGACUGAAGCAGGAGAUUGAUGAUCUGAGAAGGAGACAAGCUGAGCUGGAGCAGCUGGAGCAGACAGACAAUCACAUCCAUUUCCUACAGAGUUUUCAGUCUCUCUCUGUCCCUCCUGCUUCUAGAGACAGUAUCAGUUCUCUCCUCUCUUAUGAUGAUUUGUCUCUAUCUGUCUCUAUGAUAAGAGGUACACUUGAAUACGUCUGCAAAGAAGCAACAGAAAAAAUAUUUGUUGUGGCAUACAUUGACAUUGUUCCUGCCACUGAACUCAUGACCAGAGAUGACUUCUUGCAAUAUUCCUGUCAGCUCACAUUGGAUUCAAACACUGCACAUAAAUACCUCCGUCUGUCUGAAGGCAACAGUGUGGCUUCCUUUGUUGGGGCUGACCAGCAGUACCCUGAUCAUCCGGACAGAUUUCAUGAUUUUUCUCAGGUGUUGUGUAGAGAGAGUGUGUGUGGACGCUGUUACUGGGAGGUGGAGUGGAGUGGGAAGGCUGGGGUGGGAAUAUCAGUGUCAUACAAGAGCAUCAGUAGGACAGGAGAUGAUGAGGAUUGUGUCUUUGGAUUUAAUGAUCAGUCCUGGAGAUUGUCCUGCUCUGACUCCAGUUAUGCAUUCAGACACAAUCAGAAAGUGGUUCAACUCCCUAUAUUCCCCAGCUCCUGUAGAAUAGGAGUGUAUGUGGAUCACAGUGAAGGAAUUCUGUCCUUCUACAGCGUCUCUGACACAAUGACCCUCAUGCACAGAGUCCAGACCACAUUCACUCAACCGCUCUAUCCGGGGUUUGGCAUAAAUUUAGGAUCAACAGUAAAACUUGUCCUCAGAGGUUCUAUGAAUAAUAGUAUUAUAUAAUAGGUUAAAGCGUCCUGAUAAAAAUGAAUGUGUGGUAUAAGUGGUUAGCAGCUGCCAUCUUUCAGAGUACAGUUUAAUCCAAACUGGAAACUGGAUUCAUUAAAUGUCUCAUUACAACACAAACUGUCGGUGACUGUGUGCAAAGCCAAUACAAGGGAAACCUGCUAGAUUUUUUUUUGUGUGUGUGUAACUGUGUAAUGUUCUAAUAUUGUGCAGUGAAAGAUUGUGAUUGAUUAGGGAUCAAAAAGAUUUGCUUUGCUUGCGUUAACAACUAAGAAAUAGCCUACUGUAUAUCACAUUGCAGUUAUACAAAAUGUAUAAUUCAUGUGACUGAAGUCCAUUUUUAGGCUAGUUGUCAUGUCUCUUUAAAAUGUAAACCAUACAUAGAGUCUGAAUUGGCAGUACACUCCACCUGGUCAAUGUGGGAAAUUCUGAUUUUAUUUAUUUAUUUUUUUUGGUUUGGUUUUUUACAAAUAGAUACACCUUCAAAAAUACAGUAUUUGUCAUAUGAUGGACAUAAAUAACUGCAUGAAGAAUAAAAAACCACAUCAUCGCCACAUGAUCUCAAGUAUCUGUCAAGACUGAAUUGAGGCACGUCCAUUCGAGUAUACUGUAAGAACAGUACAAUUAUUAAAAAAGGCCUUCAAACCGACUCUAGAUGCUAGCAAAAGACGUCCACUUAACACACGACAACAGAAGAGUUGCUUUGUUUCUUGUAACGUGCCUUCAGCAGGGUAAGGACACCAACCACACACACGAAAAAACAAACAAAAUGAAUGUAACUGUCAAAUCCUCCGCUGAGGUCAGCGUUUUACUCAUUCGAGGUUGCUGCACAAGAGCUAUUAAACCAAAGCUUCACUUUCCUUCACUAAACGCAAUGCCUAAAAGCUGGUCGGCCGUUCCAAACGGCCAAACCACAGGUGGUCCUGCCUGCUGAAAGCACUUGCUUGGAUGCUUAACGCCCUCCAUGGAAUCUUACACCUGCCCUUUGCUUAUAGUUGCUGUAAGAUAUUGUGCUGCAUUCUAAAAGACUUGUUUUAUGCACAUUUAUUAUUGUUAGAAUUGACUCUUACUGUUAUGAAUUAAAAAAAAAAAACCUUAAUAAAACAAAAUGGAUUUGCUCAA
This is a messenger RNA of Megalobrama amblycephala (Wuchang bream), 3200 nucleotides long. RefSeq names its product tripartite motif-containing protein 16-like. The record is from RefSeq and is a predicted model, not a curated record. Gene Ontology annotation, molecular function: zinc ion binding; protein binding. NCBI's taxonomy places the organism in Eukaryota, Metazoa, Chordata, Actinopteri, Cypriniformes, Xenocyprididae. The transcript is spliced from 7 exons. The coding region runs from base 396 to 2075 and encodes 559 amino acids.